Messenger RNA from Trichomonas vaginalis G3, 1113 nucleotides. RefSeq lists its product as uncharacterized. The transcript has a single exon. The record is from RefSeq and is a predicted model, not a curated record. Bases 1 to 1113 code for a protein of 370 amino acids. Lineage: Eukaryota; Parabasalia; Trichomonadida; Trichomonadidae.
AUGGCUACUUGUUUAGACGAUUCCGUUAAUUUAAGUGAGUCAUUGUCAUUUGGUAUGAAUUUCUCAUCAGAUAUAUCACCACAAUGCUCGCCUAUGAAAUCCAAACCAGUUUCUUUGGACCAAUCUUUUAGUGCAAUUCAAGCAAUGUUCGAUUCAUCAGAUUCCGAAGUGGAGCCCUUUGAAAUAGAAACAAAAGACUAUUAUAUAUCACCUUCAAAGUCAAGGCUCUCUGAUUCUUCAAUUAUUGAAAAAGAACUCAAUGAAAAUAUCGUGAAACUAGCAGAUGAAGACGAAAUUCCGCAUACAAUCAGUGAAAUUAUUGUAAAAUACUGGUUUCACAUAGAUCAAUUUGAAGCCGGAAUUCCUGGAAAAGCUUUGGCUGUUACAAUCAUGGAUUAUCAUGAAUCUGUUCUCAAGCCUCAGAUUGCAAAUAAAAUUUAUACUCAGCUUGAUGAUAUCAGAACGACAAUUUCUUUAGAAGAUAACAUGAUUCUUUUCUAUUGUUCCUCAAUUGAGCUUUAUAAAAUGCUUUCAAAUAUGGAACAAUUUAUGUAUCUAGUUAAGAAAUUAGCAGAAAAAUCUGUUGAAUCUGUCGCUAAAGCAUUCGGAGGUCAAAUUGUUGCCAUGAUUUCAACGAUGCUAACAUAUGAUCAGCAAACGCCACAAUAUGAGCAAGUUCUCUCCGAUUUGAAAAACAUUCGAGAAAAUUUUUCGGAUAAGCUUGAGCUAUAUCAAAAUAUUAUUGAAUACGCAGACUGUGCAAUAACUAAUAUGAUAAUCACUGAUAAGCUACUAACAUCAAUCGAAGAAUUUAUUUGGGCAAACACAAAUUUAACAAUAAUUGAAACACAAUUGGAUAAGCCAUUCAAUAGAUUUAGGCAAGCUUUACUUGCAGUUGUUGCUCAUAAAGAAAUAUUAGCAAAUCCAAGUGCUUUAAAUGAAUUAAUACCGCUUUUACCACAUAACUUUAUUUAUUUUAUGUUCUGCAUGCAAGAUUUUAUUAAUUACCAACAACUUGAAGCAUUUGCACAAAAUAACCAUUUGAAUUUUAAUGUUAGGUGUGAUGAUUUCCUCUUCAAACCACAAAUUAUAGUUUUGCCUUCGAUUCAGUAA